AUGGAAUGGUACAAAAUCAGCUCCAAUGGAGAGCUAAUUGAAAUGGAUAAAAAUAAGUCCGAAUGGGUUGGCGAAAUUCAAAAUCAAACUUUGUUGUUGAAGUCAUUGUCAGCGCAGGAUGUGGGAACCUACAAGUGUAAAAUAUCAUUUCUUGAGUAUAGCGCCUCUGAGUCGGCAAAUAUAACCCUGAAAG
Paramuricea clavata is the source of this 193-nucleotide messenger RNA. NCBI's taxonomy places the organism in Eukaryota, Metazoa, Cnidaria, Anthozoa, Malacalcyonacea, Plexauridae. The record is from the annotation of a GenBank genome assembly.